This is a messenger RNA of Talaromyces atroroseus, 2004 nucleotides long. RefSeq lists its product as hypothetical. The record is from RefSeq and is a predicted model, not a curated record. Gene Ontology annotation, molecular function: ubiquitin conjugating enzyme binding; ubiquitin protein ligase activity; zinc ion binding. Bases 1 to 2004 code for a protein of 667 amino acids. The transcript has a single exon. NCBI's taxonomy places the organism in Eukaryota, Fungi, Ascomycota, Eurotiomycetes, Eurotiales, Trichocomaceae. Gene Ontology annotation, cellular component: ubiquitin ligase complex; cytoplasm. Gene Ontology annotation, biological process: protein polyubiquitination; ubiquitin-dependent protein catabolic process; positive regulation of proteasomal ubiquitin-dependent protein catabolic process.
AUGGCAAUCCCAACUCCCCUCCCCGAGGAGGACGAUCGCACCAUGGAGCUCUCGUCCAUCGCUGCCAUCUAUCCCGAGAUUGUAAUCGACGAACGAUAUCCAUUCAGAGCAUCUUUAGACAUUCCUGUUGCACCGUCAGUCCCCUUACGAGUGCGAUUCGACAAGGGUUCAGAGAUAUUUCAAGCCCCCAUGACACCUCCCACCUCGUUGGAUACAAUGGGCGAAAAAGAAGACAUAUUCCCCGAGGAUACACAAACAGCUGCCGAAAACAUUCAUGAUGAUGUGCACGAUAUCUCACACUUGCCACCCAUAACACUUGACAUCGAACUCCCUGCCGGUUACCCAUCAAACGAGGCGCCCAUAUUCAAUAUCAGCACCAAUCCUCAGUGGCUAUCGCCUAGUAAAAUAUCCGCGUUAAAGGAAGAUGGUACACGAUUAUGGCUCGAAGCGGAAAAGGACAUGGUGGUCUAUACGUACAUUGACCACAUCCAGCAAAUGAUAGAAAAUGUUUUUGAUCUCGCAGAUGGGCAUGGUGGAGAGAUUAAGCUUGCACGCGGCUUAAAGAUUGCGAUUCUUGACUUCGAUAUCAAAGCAAAAAGGGUGAAGUUUGAGCAAGAGACAUUUGAAUGCGGCGUGUGUCUGGAGCCCAAGAAGGGCCUGAAUUGUCAUCGCAUGCUCCUUUGCUCUCACGUCUUCUGCAUCCCUUGUUUACAAGAUUUUUAUAACACUUGUAUAACUGAAGGCGACGUGGAUAAUGUCAAAUGUAUGGCCCCGGACUGUGGUAAAGAGCCCAACUCAGCACAACAUCCUGCCACCCCAUCGCAGGACAGAUCUGCCACUCAUAAGCGGAAGAAAAAGCAAGCGCGGCUCAUCAGCCCAAGUGAGUUACUUCAGAUACCUUUGGAACAGGACAUAGUCCAGCGAUAUGUCUUUCUGAAACGAAAAAAGAAGCUUGAGUCAGACAAGACCACAGUAUAUUGUCCUCGCCAAUGGUGCCAAGGGGCGGCCCGGUCAAAGAAACACCCCAAGCCAGAUAACCCUAUCACAGAUGAUUUUGAUGAUUCCGCGGACGAGGAUGAUGCUGUGGAAUUUGACCCAAUGGGUGACGAGUCUCAGCUUCCACCAAUGGCUGAUCGAGUGGCUGUCUGUGAAGACUGUGCAUACGCGUUUUGCUGUGUCUGUAAAAAAGGAUGGCAUGGCGAGUUGGCGAGGUGCUCUCCACGACGAGAAGCUGAGCUUACAGCAGAAGAAAAAGCAACCGAGGAGUAUUUGAAAAUGUAUACCACACAGUGCCCAACGUGCAAUACGCCUUGCCAGAAGAAAUUGGGAUGCAAUCAUAUGAUUUGCUUCCAGUGCAGUACGCAUUUUUGCUAUCUUUGUUCUGCCUGGUUGGCAGAGGACAACCCGUACAAGCAUUUCAAUACACUCGAUAGCGGCUGUUUCAACAGACUUUGGGACUUGGAGGGUGGUGAUGGUAUCGACCCGGAUGGUGCCGAAGAGCUCCAUCGCAUUCCAGCAGGCAUGGCAGAUUUUGACUCUGAUAGCGAAGACGAAAACCCUGCAGAUGAUGAUGUUGACGGAGAUGAUGACCGUCCAGCUUGGGAGUUUCUCCGAGAGCACAGUGGAAGUGACAGCGACAGCGAUGAUGAAGAUGGUCUAGGUAUGCGGAGACCACCACCUCCUGCCCCGGUGCCUCCUCGAGUGAUACCUGUAGCCGGCAACCCCAAUGGUGAACCCGGAUUCAAUCCUCGUGGCCUGGAUGCCGCUGGUAGAGCUGUAGCUGCUGAACGGCAAGCACAAGCUCUUGCGAUGGCUCAGAUUAGAGACCGGCCAGGGGCACGUGAAGCCUUUCCUCGACCUCCGCAACGGGCUGGAGCAGGCCUACAACCUCGCCGUCAUGCUCCAGGCAAUCAGCCUGUCAGACAAGAAGGCCUUCAGCGAUUUCUGGAGCUAGUUCAAAAUGACCAAGAAGACGAAUGGGACAGUGAUGAGUUAAACGAGUGA